CUCAAGGCCACCACUCAGCAGCACUCAAGCAAUAUCUGACUGCCCUGCUCAUGAGCACUGACUACUUCACUCAGCCACCACCAAGGUCCCUUGCAGAUGAUGUCAUGUACAAGAAGAUGGCCCACUGCUGUAGCAAGUUGCAGUGUCACACUCAGGCUGCCCUGCUCUGCCAGUUGAUGGAAGAGCCAGACUAUGGUGCAUCAUUCAAGUCUCUGAAUGAACGCCAGUGCCAGGACAGCUGUGAUUCACUCUAUGAGCAUGUGUUUGAUGUAACACUGCUCGAGUUCCUGGUGCACCUGCACACACGGCGUGGCGAGUUAGAGUCCCGCCAGAAGGCACUUCACUGCAUGGGCUUACUUGAGCUGAAUGCCAGCAACAAUGAAGAGAUCCAGCGAGAAGCUGCCAAUGUGCGCCGGGGAAACUUUCUGCGAGUCAUGGCCCGCCAGUACCUUUAGGCGCAUUUGUCACACAUUCAUGCACUUUAACAGCAGUUUCACACGGAGCCACAUGCAUAAGAACUUGUUCGAC
This is a messenger RNA of Rhipicephalus sanguineus (brown dog tick), 528 nucleotides long. RefSeq names its product integrator complex subunit 8. The transcript has 2 exons. Gene Ontology annotation, cellular component: integrator complex. NCBI's taxonomy places the organism in Eukaryota, Metazoa, Arthropoda, Arachnida, Ixodida, Ixodidae. The record is from RefSeq and is a predicted model, not a curated record. Gene Ontology annotation, biological process: snRNA 3'-end processing. The annotation marks the transcript as partial.